Molecule: messenger RNA, 1131 nt
Organism: Trichomycterus rosablanca
Lineage: Eukaryota; Metazoa; Chordata; Actinopteri; Siluriformes; Trichomycteridae
Gene: kcnj16a
Product: potassium inwardly rectifying channel subfamily J member 16a
Exons: 1
Coding region: 1-1131 (376 amino acids)
Biological process (GO): potassium ion import across plasma membrane; regulation of monoatomic ion transmembrane transport
Cellular component (GO): plasma membrane
Molecular function (GO): inward rectifier potassium channel activity
Source: RefSeq, a predicted model, not a curated record
AUGAAUUCGGGCAUCGUGCGCUACUCCAACGUCCAGCACGACGACGGCUGCUGCACCAAGAAGAGACGCUUCAUGCGCAAGGACGGCAGCUGCAGCACGGCGUUCCGUCGCGUCCCCGGAGAGUGGCUUCCGUACAUGGCGGACAUCUUCACCACCCUGGUGGAAAUCCGCUGGAGGGUGAUGCUCUUGGCGUUCGCGCUGUCCUACAUCCUUUCCUGGCUCUUCUUCGGGACCCUGUUCUGGAUAAUAGCGCUGGCGCACAGCGACACGACGGAACCGAGCAACGAGCCGUGCGUGUACGAGGUACGAAGCUUCACGGCGGCGUUCCUGUUCUCGCUCGAGACGCAGACCACCAUCGGGUACGGGGCGCGAGGCAUGUCUGAGAGCUGCACGAUCGCCAUCGUGGUCGUUACCAUCCAGGACAUCAUCAGCGUCCUCAUCGACACCGUCGUGAUCGGGAUCAUCGUCGCCAAGAUGGCAUCCGCGAGGAAGAGAGCGCAGACCGUCGGGUUCAGCAACAGCGCCGUGAUCAACGUCCGUAACGGUCAUCUGUGCCUGUCCUGGCGGGUGGGAGACUUCCGUCGAAACCACAUGGUGGAAGGAACCACACACGCCCAGCUGGUCAGACACGCCGUCCAUUCCACCGGCAAGGCCGACAUGACCUAUCAUGACCUCGAGAUCCAAAACAGCCACGUAAUUCUGGCCACUCCGGUCACCGUCAUCCACCGGAUCACCCCCAGCAGCCCUCUGUACAGGACCAGCCCACGGGAGCUGAGAAAAGAGAGCUUCGACCUGCUGGUGUCUUUUACCUACACGGACGACUGCAGCGGGAUCCUUCACCAGUCCCGGACCUCCUACACUCCCGGGGAAAUCCUGUGGGGUCAGUGCUUUCAGGACAUGCUCCGAAUUUCCCAGAAGUCUUACAGCGUAGAUUAUGCCCUCUUUCACCAAACGGUUAAAGUACCGAUGUUAGAAAUGAGCGCAGAGGAUUACGAGCGAGACAAGCACUGUCCGAACCAUGAACACAGCACACAAGCGACCGGUCCUCCCACAGGGGCGCCAAACCCGGGCGCAGUUAUAGAUCAGAAAUGUACAAUAAUCAGGAAUAUUAUUCACGAGGAACAGUUGUAG